This is a messenger RNA of Hibiscus syriacus, 1246 nucleotides long. RefSeq lists its product as uncharacterized. The record is from RefSeq and is a predicted model, not a curated record. The transcript is spliced from 5 exons. Bases 6 to 1094 code for a protein of 362 amino acids. NCBI's taxonomy places the organism in Eukaryota, Viridiplantae, Streptophyta, Magnoliopsida, Malvales, Malvaceae.
UUCUCAUGGCGAAGGUUUUAGACGACGCUGAGUUUUGCCUUCCGCCUCAUUUUCUAACCGACGAUGACUUUCUCGUGGACAAGAAAGAUGAGCUUGGUGGCUCCAAGCCUUUGUUUCCCUAUGAUUUUCAUUCCACCUUUGGGUUUUCUUUGGAUCUUUCUCCGGUUGACUCUCUGCUGUGUUCUACUGAAACAGAGACUGGCGAAGACGAUUCCCUUGCUGGGUUAACUCGUCAAAUGGCUCACUCUACUCUCCUAAAUGACCAUGCGUUUGUCUCUCAUAACUCCAACGCUUGGGUCUAUUCCAGUUCGCCUCAAUCGACCCUUUGUACAUUAAGGAACGGUUGCGGAUGCGAGCAAGGGUCUAUCCGUGGAAGCUUUAACUGUCAAUCUCGCUUUUCAUCAACGCCGGGAACGUGGAAUCUGCUGCAUGCGACGGCUGGGGAAAUCCAAAGGAUGCGAUUGCAUAAAGAAUCUUACGGUGGUUUCAACAAUAGAGGCCUCUUGGGUUCACCAGCAAGAAAACCUUGUCAAAAUAUUGAUUUCUCUGGCUUUUACUAUCCUCACCAGGCACACUCUCACCACAAGUUGCAGGCUGCUAAACUUCAGCAACUGAAGCAACAACAGCUGAUGAAACAACAAAACUUGUCGGCUUCGGGAGGACAUAAGCAGCACCAUUUCCAAAACAAAGGGAGGAAUGGUAAAGAUGAUUGGACUUUGGGUUUGUCUCCAGCUCGUCUGCAGCAGCAACCACAUCCUCAGAAGGGGUCGAGUAUGCGGGCUGUUUUCUUGGGCAAUCCAAUAGGUAAAAGGCAAUGUUCUGGAACGGGUGUUUUCUUGCCCCGUAGCCGCAGUAUUGGUAGUACCCCUGCUGAAUCCCGCAAGAAGACAACUAGAGUGUUUCAGGCCCUGAAUUUGAACCUUGAGGAGAUUGGUGCUCCACCAAAUCUUCAUUCUGGGUUUAACACAAGUUUCACUGCGGAUAGUGAUGUUGCUUUGAGUUUGGGAAUUGGUGGGAGUAAGAAGCAACGCGACUUUAGGCCACAACAAGUUAUCAGCAAUGAGGUCCGAUUCCCUCAAGAGUGGUUAUAUUGACUGACUUUAGGAAAUGGGGUGGAAGAAUAGAGGAUGACGGGUUAGGUAUUUAUAUGGAAAACAAUAAUUUUCUAGUUUCCAGCCAGAUUUUGGUCCAUUUAGUUGGAUUCAAGGGAAUCAAUAAGUUUUGAAAGUGAAAAGUGUUAAUGAAA